Messenger RNA from Besnoitia besnoiti, 2217 nucleotides. RefSeq lists its product as uncharacterized. NCBI's taxonomy places the organism in Eukaryota, Apicomplexa, Conoidasida, Eucoccidiorida, Sarcocystidae. Bases 1 to 2217 code for a protein of 738 amino acids. The record is from RefSeq and is a predicted model, not a curated record. The transcript has 5 exons.
AUGGCUGACGGAACUCGCGAGAAAGCCAGCGAUACACCCUGUGAAAUUAGCGCGUCGUUGAGCCAGGUGCGACCAGCGGAGGACAAGGGUUCAAAAGGACUCUAUCGAGGCGGGCUGCAUGCACCAGGCAGCGAGUUGCCGGGUUCUGACGAUCGUCUCAGAUCUUCUGUUGUCGGCAGUCUUUGUGGGGGUAUGUCGUCGCUGGAGAGUCACGAAACUUCGCUGAAAGCGUCUGCGGCAACACCCCGCUCAGAUCUGCAGUCGACUUCAUCCGGGUCCGUCCCCUCUCCGCGUCUCUUUCCAGCUGAUAAAGCAGUGGCGCCAGAGUUGACUCGGCAGCACGAUGCGUUGGGCGUUCGAAGCAUGCGCGCAGGACGGGGCGCCACAGACGGAAACUGGCACGAGCGUUCACAGCUGGAUUUAGGAGAGAGUCCGUCUGGAGAGCCUGGCCUCUCCCACGUGCCUGCCUUGCACCAGAAAACAGAAGAGGAGGAGGCUCGACAUCUCCAGCAAGAACAGCAGGUGCGCCUGCUCAUGGAUAAGUUGCAGCUCCAAGAAAAAGGAGAACCUGAACAAGGCGCCGGGCCUCCAGGCCUUAGUGGCAAGGCAGCGCAGCUGGCUAAGCGAUGCAAACGGUCUUCGGUGCUCUGCUGCCGAUGUCGCCAAACUCCUGUCCCGAGCGCGGAACCUGGCGGCCGCAGUUUGAGCGGCGCGGCGGAGAGUGCGAGUGCUCUCAAGCAGGCGACAGGAGGAUGCGAUGGAGAGGGCAGCAACCAGAUGGAGGUCACCGCAGCGCCGUCGAUGCCUUGCGAAGAGCAUGAUUGCUGCUCCUGCUGUUAUUGCUCCUGUGGCAAAAACGGCAACGGCGACGGGUCCCCGUCGCGGAAAAGCUUCGGAGGGGGGCUGGAUGCCAAGCAAACAAGCGACGCCUCGGCGCGCGACUCCUUCGCGCCGAUGCCACACAUGUGGCGGCGGCGGCAGUCGUCGGGCCGGAUCAUCUGCAUCGAAGGCCCCAGCAGACCUGAAACGUUCGAGCGCAACCUCCGCGAGCUUUCUGAGGAGUUCCCCUGUAUCCAUCAAGGUCUGAUAAUCUCCCUGCUGGAGACGGCAGAAAACAACUUGUCUCAUGCUCGGCAACUGGUUCAGGUGGUGAGCGACACAACUCUGUCGUCGGGCGCAGGCGCCGCUCCUCGGCGACAAGACAGCCUCGAGUGCGAGGCUGAAGACAGCGAGCUUGGAAGACAAGGCAUCGGUGGAUGUUUUCUGUCUGAAGCCGGAACCGCCUUUGCUUCGACUCCAGAGAGCGUCGAGUGGGUCCAGGCGCUCUCGUGGCGGCCGGCAAGCCGGAAGCGACAAAUUGAAGGCGAAGACGCCGAGCAUUCGUCUGACCUCCACUCUUCGCGUGUCGAUGCGUCAGCGACCUUUCCCAGACCAGCGGGAGCUGCGACGUUCUGCCAAGCGGAAGGCGUUCGCGCAGCCUCUCCGCCUCUGCCUGCGCCGUCCGGCGCGGCUUGUAAGUCUCUUUCUUCGCGUCGACCCCCCGCAUCUGCCUGUCGGACAGACACGACGCACGGAGCCUCGAGCGAGCCGCCAAGAAGCAGUCGACGGCGAAGUUGGAGCGGACGCGACGCACCGCCGGGCCGAGAUGAGAGCGCAGCCUCCUUCGGAGCGGCAGGUGGCGUGGGCAUCAGCGUCGAACUCUGGUCCUCUGAGUGGGCUCAACGCAUGCUGCGGGUGAUCUACGGCGCCACAAGCGCGGAAGACGCCAAGACAAAUGUAGCGACGCUCAUGCAAGAGCAGACAGAGCAACUCCUAAACAUCCAUGCCGGCGCCGUGUCUCUCUCUUUCGCGCGCCCUAGGGCAGAAGAAGGACUCGACGCGGGAACUCCUCGCGGACCGUCUGCGACCCGGAGAGGCCUCAACGGGGCCGCGCAGAGUCAGGAACGUCACGACGAGAUGGAGAAGAAGCUUGAACUUCUACAGAACGACAAAGUCCUCCUCGCGAGAGCUGUCAAGACACAGCACGAACGAAUUCAGAGUUUGCAGGCCUCCCUUUCCGAGAAGACAGAAGAACUGGAGCGCGUAUCCGGAGAGAAGCGCGCCUUGGAGCAGGAUUUGCGGAAGAUGAAAGACGCAGCGGCGGCUGUCCUGCUGGGGCGCUCUCUUCGAGGCGGGAACCUGUGUAGAGACAGCAAUAACUCUUUCGACCGAUCGUAA